AUGGCAGCUGCAACGCAUGAGGUGGUGGUUUGCAUUCUCCUCAUCAACGCCAUCGCUGUCCUUUCCGAAGAUCGCUUCCUCGCGCGCAUCAAUCUCUCGCCCGCUUCAUACGAUCCCGCAUUCGGUGCUGGCCCCGAUGCCAGUGUCAAGGCCAAGAUCAUCAAUCUGAUCGCGAGCGUUCGAACAAUCAUGAGGAAGACUAAUGCUACCAUAGUGCCAUUGAUCUUUGUCAACUCGGUCAUCAUUCUUUACGAGCUCAUACUUGGCUGA
Messenger RNA from Fusarium coffeatum, 270 nucleotides. RefSeq lists its product as uncharacterized. The record is from RefSeq and is a predicted model, not a curated record. The transcript has 4 exons. Gene Ontology annotation, cellular component: COPII-coated ER to Golgi transport vesicle; endoplasmic reticulum membrane; Golgi membrane. NCBI's taxonomy places the organism in Eukaryota, Fungi, Ascomycota, Sordariomycetes, Hypocreales, Nectriaceae. Bases 1 to 270 code for a protein of 89 amino acids. Gene Ontology annotation, biological process: endoplasmic reticulum to Golgi vesicle-mediated transport.